Messenger RNA from Megalopta genalis, 2625 nucleotides. It is a transcript of the gene eIF3b, whose product is annotated as eukaryotic translation initiation factor 3 subunit B. Gene Ontology annotation, cellular component: eukaryotic translation initiation factor 3 complex. Gene Ontology annotation, biological process: translational initiation. NCBI's taxonomy places the organism in Eukaryota, Metazoa, Arthropoda, Insecta, Hymenoptera, Halictidae. The record is from RefSeq and is a predicted model, not a curated record. Gene Ontology annotation, molecular function: RNA binding; translation initiation factor binding; translation initiation factor activity.
GUGCAGGCCGCGUUAUUAUAUUUCUGAGAGCUUUACCCCCGACAUCGCUCAGUGCAGCUCAGUAUGCCGAGGGACUACUGUGAACAUUGACCACUUCCAUAUCUCAAAGGCUGCAUUAAAUGCAUAAGGGUGACCUGCUGCCACUUUCACUUCAUACUGCGUGUGCUUAGAGGUUUCCAACAUGGUGAAGAAAACGUUGGCGGACAAAACGCCUCAAAACGAAGAUUCUGUGAAAAAUAAUGACGAUUUAUUAAACGACGACGAAGAGGCAAAUUUCAGUGACCCUGAAGGAUUUGUCGAUGAUAUCACUGAUGAAGAACUUCUUGGUGACAUACUGAAGCAAAAACCAUCAGAGACAGAUGGUGUGGAAUCAGUGAUUGUCAUCGACGGUGUUCCUCAAGUUGAACCAGAAAGAUUAGAAAAACUUCAAUCGGUCAUUAGCAAAGUCUUAGGAAAAUUUGGUACAAUAGUAAACCAAUACUAUCCUAAAAAUGAAAAUGGACACACAAAAGGAUACAUAUUUUUAGAGUACAAUAAUCCUCUAAAUGCCUUAGCAGCUGCUCAAUCUGUAAAUAAUUACAAAAUUGAUAAACAACACACAUUUAAAGUAAAUUUAUUUACUGACUUCAAGAAGUUCGAGGAGAUUUCAGAAGAAUGGGAACCUCCCAAACCACAGCCAUUCAAAGCAGCAACAGACUUACAUUACUAUCUUCUAGAACCAGAUGCUUACGAUCAGUUUUGUGUACUUUGUGGUAAUGGCCCCUCUGUUACUGUUCAGGUUUGGCAGAAUUCUGCUCCUGAACCAACAUUACUUGAAGAACGUUCUCGUUGGACCGAGACUUACGUCAAAUGGUCUCCACUGGGAACAUAUUUGUCAACAUUUCACAAACUCGGUGUCGCAUUGUGGGGAGGUCCACCAUUUUUACAACAAGCGAAAUUCGGUCAGAAGGGUGUUGAAUGCAUUGAUUUUUCACCUUGUGAACGUUACGUAGUAACUUACACUCCUCGCACUGAUCUUGGUUCUGAUCAGAAGCGACUCGUAAUUUGGGAUAUUUUGACCGUUCAGGAAAAACGUUCAUUUCAAGCAGACGGUUCCUCCGUGUGGCCCAUCUUCCGAUGGUCAUACGAUGACAAAUAUCUUGCUCGCAUGGGAGAAGAUAUCUUGAGUGUCUAUGAAACACCGUCAUUUGGAUUGUUAGACAAGAGAAGUAUAAAGAUCCCUGGAAUCAGAGAUUUCAGUUGGUCUCCUACAGAUAAUAUCCUUGCCUACUGGGUACCUGAAGAUAAAGAUGUUCCAGCUAGAGUGACCCUUCUCGAAAUUCCAAACCGUAAUGAAAUACGUAACAAGAACUUGUUUAACGUGGCCGACUGUAAAAUUUAUUGGCAGAAGUCUGGGGAUUAUCUUUGCGUGAAAGUAGAUCGUUUCGCCAAACGUAAAGAAAAAACGGAGCAGAAGUACACGGUUUAUUACCAGGGUAUGUCGUACAACUUCGAAAUCUUCCACAUGAGGGAAAAACAAAUUCCAGUCGACAGUGUGGAAAUUAAAGAACCGAUUCAUGCCUUUGCUUGGGAACCUGUUGGAAGCAAAUUCGCCAUUAUUCAUGGAGAGAUUCCUAGCGUUAAUGUUAGUUUCUAUGAAGUACGGUACGGUCAUCAGCCUGCUCUUCUCAAGAAAUUGGAGAAGAAAGCUUGCAAUCAUUUAUUCUGGUCGCCUUCCGGUCAAUUUAUUGUUCUCGCGGGGUUAACAACCAUGGCAGGCGCUUUGGAGUUUAUUGACACUAAUGAUUUUACUAUCAUGAACUCUACAGACCAUUAUCAAACGUCUGACGUAGAAUGGGAUCCUACCGGACGAUAUGUUGUAACAGCCGUUUCUAGUUGGAAGACCAGUGUUGAUAAUGGAUACUGGAUAUGGACUUUCCAGGGACGUAUCUUAAAGAGGGUUAAUCUUAACCAAUUCAACCAACUGUUAUGGCGUCCAAGACCACCAACAUUGUUGACACCGGAACAAAUUAAGGAGAUCAAAAAGAAUUUGAAGAAAUAUUCCGCUCAAUUCGAAAGCAAAGAUCGCAUGCGAUUAACGCGUGCCUCGAAGGAAUUAAUUGAGAAACGAUGUGCAGCGAUGAAGUCAUUCGAAGAAUACAGAUCGCAGCGCAUACAAGAAUGGAACAACCAGAAGAAACGACGUUUAGAACUACGCAAUAAUAUCGAUACAGAUGAGUUAGAUUCUGAUUCGAAGAAUGUGGAAGAAGAAGUAAUCGAAUUUUUCGUCAAAGAAGAGACAUUCGUUAUCGACGACAAAUAAAUCUUUGUGGGAGAAACUUUCUUCUAUUUGCCAUUUUUGGGAAAUCUCUAGUGCAAAACCGAUUCAAUCAUUUGUGCAAAGUGUCAUCAAAACAAUAAUCUUUCGGAGUCACAUUAACCGUGACUCCCAAUAGUGGACAAUGACUAUUCUAAGUGAUUACGAACAGUUUUUCUUAUAUUACUUCUGCAGUUUAACUCGGAUCAUUUCUAUCGUAUCGACGUUUCGUAUAAAACGCCGCAACCGUAGUACUAUAAAGUUUUAUCAUGUUCCAUACAGGAUAGUAUGUCAAUCAGCAAAUAAUUAUUAUCAGUAUAACCUCAGAA